CAUCGUAGCAACGAUUACGUAGACUUUCAAUGUACACACUAUACGUAUAAAAGACCUCUGCAGCACCAGGAAAGCACAGUAGCUCUCGAGUAGUCUAACCAAGAAGUUCACGAUGAGAUUCCUGAUCGCUUUCGUUGCCAUCCUCGGCUAUGCUUCGGCUAGCGCCAUCAUCGCCCCCCUGGCAUACGGCGCCAACGCUGGCGACGUCCAGGCAGCCAUCAUCGACGCGAAUGUCGCGGCGCGCGACACCGCUCGGGCGAUCGGAGAAGGCCAGGCCCGCGCUGCCGAAGCCGCCAUCCAGUACAACGCUGAGGCAGUCCGUCAGGUCGCUGAAACCAACCGCAACAUCAACCAGAACCUCGUGAACGCCCGCGCCGCUGGCUAUGCUGGUGCUCCCCUCGCCUACGCCGGCGCUCCCCUGGCCUACGCUGGAGCUCCCCUUGGCGUAGCCGCCGCCUACGGUGCCUACCCCUACGGACUCCGCGCUUGGUAACCAGUUACCAACCACUACACACCAUCUGUCGAUCUAUUCAGUGUUCCUAAAAUAACUGUCAGAAUUAACAUAAUUAAAUACAACUAGCCAGUUUAUUAGGUAAUGUUAAUUUAGUUAAUAUCGUAUGAGAGUUACCUCAGCCGAUUUAUAAUCUGUUGGGGAUACCCUCGUAGGAUUACUGAUAACGGUUCAAACUUUAUCGGUAAGAGUCGACACCACCUCAGUUUAACAAGGAUAACCGAAUCUCGCUCAACGGACGUAAUAUACAAAGGUUUUGUUCGGUAACUCUCUUUGUAAAGUGAAUCUAAUCACAUGCCAUCUCAGCCAAAGUGCUGCAUAAAUACAUAAUUUUUUUU
This is a messenger RNA of Maniola jurtina (meadow brown), 849 nucleotides long. Its product is annotated as cuticle protein 1-like. The transcript has 3 exons. The record is from RefSeq and is a predicted model, not a curated record. Lineage: Eukaryota; Metazoa; Arthropoda; Insecta; Lepidoptera; Nymphalidae. The coding region runs from base 113 to 493 and encodes 126 amino acids.